Messenger RNA from Astyanax mexicanus (Mexican tetra), 3628 nucleotides. Its product is annotated as scavenger receptor cysteine-rich type 1 protein M130-like. Lineage: Eukaryota; Metazoa; Chordata; Actinopteri; Characiformes; Acestrorhamphidae. Gene Ontology annotation, cellular component: membrane. Bases 408 to 1934 code for a protein of 508 amino acids. The record is from RefSeq and is a predicted model, not a curated record. The transcript is spliced from 23 exons.
CUGACUUUAACCAGCAGGAUGCAGAGGUUGUGUGUCGAGAGCUGGGCUGUGGUUCUCUUGUGGAGGUUCUGGGAGCAGCUGCUUUUGGUAGAGGGGAGGGUCAGGUGUGGUCAGAGGAGCUUCAGUGUAGAGGCAGCGAAUCACAGAUUCACUUCUGUCCAUAAUCAUCUUCACUCAAACACAACUGCUCCCAUGAUAAUGAUGUGGGACUGGUGUGUGCUGACAGUGUGAGGUUGGUGGAUGGUGGCCAUCGCUGUGCUGGGAGAGUGGAGGUUUUUUAUAACAGAACAUGGAGAUCAGUGUGUGGUAAAAACUGGGAUAUAAGAGAUGCUGCAGUGGUGUGUAGAGAGCUGGGCUGUGGGCAGGCUGUAUUUAAAAAUGUUCAGUUUGGACCAAGAUCAGCCUGGAUGGAUGAUGUGAACUGUAGUGGAUCAGAGUCUUCAGUGAAGCACUGUAGAUCAGCUGGAUGGGUGGAACAAAUUUGUAAUCGACUUGCUGGAGUCAUCUGUUCAGGGGUCAGAUUGGUGGGCAGAUCUCGCUGCUCUGGGAGAGUGGAGGUUCUUCAUGGAGAGAGCUGGGUCACAGUGUGUGAUGCUGACUUUGACCAGCAGGGUGCAGAGGUUGUGUGUCGAGAGCUGGGCUGUGGUUCUCCUGUGGAGGUUCUGGGAGCAGCUGCUUUUGGUAGAGGGGAGGGUCAGGUGUGGUCAGAGGAGCUUCAGUGUAGAGGCAGCGAAUCACAGAUUCACUUCUGUCCAAAAUCAUCUUCACUCAAACACAACUGCUCCCAUGAAAAUGAUGUGGGACUGGCAUGUUCUGGUUCUUCUCUGGCGUCUCAUGAGGGAGGAGUGCGGUUGUCUGGAGGAAUGGAGUGUGAGGGGGAGGUGGAGGUGUUCUUCAGGCAGGACUGGAGGAGAGUUCUGCUGGACUCCUGGAGUGAGUCUGAGGCCUCUGUGGUCUGCAGACAGCUGGGCUGUGGUUCUGUACUCAACAUCUCCAGCUCCUCUUCAUCCAGUCCUGAACACAGCUACAUGUGUGUGACGGGUUUCAACUGCUCUGGGAGUGAAGCUCAUCUGAGGAACUGCAGCAGCUCACAAGCAGUUAACUGCAGCUCCACAGUACAGCUCUACAUCACCUGCUCUGGUACAUCUAACACAGUCCACAGCUCCAUCAGGCUGGUUGGUUCUGGGGGAGACUGUGCAGGAAGGCUGGAGGUUUUCCACAGUGGAUCAUGGGGGACAGUGAGUGAUGAAUUGUGGGAUAUUGAGGAUGCGCAGGUGGUCUGCAGACAGCUGCAGUGUGGAGUCGCCCUCAGUGCUCCAGUACCAGUACCAGCCCGGUUUGGAUCUGGAACUGGACCCAUUUGGCUGAAUGAGGUGGAGUGUGAGGGGAACGAGGUGUCUCUGUGGAACUGCAGAUAUCAGCUGUGUGGAGAGGAUGAAUGUGGACACAAGGAUGAUGUAGGAGUCGUGUGCUCAGAGAAUGGAAAUACACUAGAUUUGACAAAUUGGCUGUGUGAUUCAUCUCCUCAUGAGAGACCGUGCUCAAAUUCUCAACCACAGACAAGAAGAAUCAUACUUCCACAAACUCCUCCACCAGCUGUUCCCUCCAUCUAUCCAGUGUCUCUCCUGGUUCUGGGAUCUGUGCUCUUCCUGGCCUUAGUGCUUCUGGUUGUGCUGUUUUAUCAGAACAGAGUGCUCAGGAGAGUGAUCUCUAAGAGGAGGAAGACUUCAGCUGAGCCUGUCUAUGAGGAGAUUGACACCAGGCUCAUCCCUAAAAGAAUUACUGUCUCAACUGAAAAAAACAUGCUGGAGAUCUACGAUGAUGUCAUGGAGGUCACUGCUGGACACAUUGCGGCAGUGAAAGUGCCACCUACAUCUCUUCACUGGACAGGCUAUAUAUUUUUAGAGUCCAGCUGGUCUGAUCUACAGACAUGAAUAUCACGACAGUCCUUGUGAAAAGGAAGAAUACUUAAAUUAGGGUGGUGAGCUUCCUGAGGGCUUUGAGGAUAGUUAUCCUGGUGCGUGUCUUUCGUCUGGCCUCUCAGAAGAAAGAUCUGGAGAAGGUCACUAGAAGAAAGGUAUCUGAGAACAAAAGGCGGUAACAAAAAGGAUGGAUUUGAUUUGGAUCUCACCUAUGUCACAGGCACUCUACAGAAAUCCCAUAAAAGAAGCUGCCAUAUUUCUGGACACAAAGCAUCCCGAUCAUUACAGAGUUUACAAUCUCUGCAGUCAAAAAGGCUACGAUCCACUGUUCUUCCAUUACAGAGUGCAACGAGUGAUGAUUGACGACCAUAACGUACCGUCAUUAGACCAACCCACUCGUUAGGACUCCCCCUAUCACUAGUAAUGCCCCAACACACCAGGAGGAUGAAGACUAGCACACUCUUUCUCCGAUACAUGUGAAGUCAGCCACCGCUUCUUUUCGAGCUGCUGCUGAUGCAGCAUUGCCAAGCAGCCAGCACAUUUGGAGGAAAGCGCAGCGGCAGGUGAAGUGCGUAAUAUGGACAGUGUGCACUUUGCACUUGUGCAACUUUUUUUUAAAAACAGUUUGAUUUGUUUCUGCUAUAUUUUGAUUCAUAGCUUUAUAUAAAAUGAAAAUAACUUAUAACUAUAUUAUUUUCUUUAGCCCGAGGAACCUGAGGAAAGUGGUGGGAAAUCUCGAGCCAGUGACAUGUUGAACUACACUGCCAGUUUGAGGGAAUGUCAUUGCCAUCCACUGCAAAGGAGGCAAAGGGCGCACGGGUACGAUGGUGUGUACAUGGUUGAUUGACAGCGUUUAGUUUGAGAGUGCGCAGGUGUGGGAAAGGGCAAUGGCAGUGAUCUGAAGGUGCGGAUCAUAGUGAAAAGAGAGCAGGUGUUCCAGUGUGUCUGUGCCACGCAGACGAACUGUAGGCUGUUCCCAGAUACUGAAAACAAUGCCGUGGUGAUCAGCUUUCAGGAAGGGCCAGUGGUUUGUGGUGAUGUUAAGGUCAUGUUUGAAUCCAGGGCUGGUCUUCCAAAGGGGUAUGAGGACUAUCCUUUCUAUUUCUGGUUCAACACUUCAUUUGUAGAGAACAACAGGCUCUAUCUGUCAAGGGAGGAACUGGACAACCCACGUAAGUCCAAAACCUGGGACAUCUACAAGGAGGACUUUGCUGUGACCGUGUCUUUCAGUGACCCUGCAUUUAUGUAGCAGACGACACUUGCUUGUGUAUCUCAACUAAAACCCUUAAGCCCUGCACAAGGUCUAAAUCUUUGCUCUAAUGUAGGUUUUCACACACUUAUAAAAGGCGAGUGAUGUUUAGGGAUUGGAUUCGGGCAUAUUGUGCCCCUAAAGCUAUAGCUAUAGCUAUAUAACCUCAACUUUAUGUCCAUCCCCCAUCUUCACUGUAAGAGCUUUUUACUGAGCCGUGCAUACACCACAAUAUUAUGCAUUUGUUUGUCAAAUAUUUUUUUGUCUUUAAAUGAAGACAAAUGUUUGUGUCAGUUUAGCAUAUUAAGCCUCCAAAAUGUAAAUCUUACUCUUUAAGCUUGAGUGUACAUCAAAUAAAGCAAUCGAGGCUGCCACUGUGAAAUGGUCAAUGGUUAUGUGUGCAGAAACAUGUUUUUGUAGUACACAUGUAUUGAAAUAAAUACUAAUGUCUCUGUAA